Messenger RNA from Urocitellus parryii (Arctic ground squirrel), 5157 nucleotides. It is a transcript of the gene Pdp1, whose product is annotated as pyruvate dehydrogenase phosphatase catalytic subunit 1. Gene Ontology annotation, cellular component: mitochondrion. Gene Ontology annotation, molecular function: cation binding; [pyruvate dehydrogenase (acetyl-transferring)]-phosphatase activity. The record is from RefSeq and is a predicted model, not a curated record. Gene Ontology annotation, biological process: protein dephosphorylation. Lineage: Eukaryota; Metazoa; Chordata; Mammalia; Rodentia; Sciuridae.
CUAAACAAACAAAAACCACCUAGUUUGGGUAUAGUUUUUCCUUUAUUACAUAAAAAUCCAGUAAUUCAGGAAUAAAAGAAUCCACAGUAAUGGUAACAUGAUAGUUUUUAUAUCCAGUCCAAAUCACUUCAUAAACUUUAUUGGCUUGUCAGCAGUUAUACAUAAUAAAUCAAGGUCAACUCAUUGUCUUAACACUAGGCAGGAUAAGUGCAAUAAUCUCUCCGAUAUCCCAAAGGAAGCUUUUAGAAGCCAUUUUCCUGUAAAGAUGGGAUCUGUGUGGAUAGAGCUAAGUGAGGAAGCUUUUAGAAGCUACUUUGCCAUAAGGAGUGGGUAUGGGUGAGUGGAGGUAAAUGAAGGGCCGGCCCUCAAUGUCUUCAGUUUGGCCAUAUUCAGAGCCAACGCCUAACCUCCUCUCACAGGUGCUGAAACUGUCUUAUGUUGGGAAAAUGGAUCUCACCAUUGGUAAUGACUCAAAGGAUCUUCUGACUCUCAAGUUCAGUUCUCUUCACAACUUUUGCAGACUACAGUCUAUCCCUUUUCCUUGUAACCAGUCAGGGCAAACGAAGCAAUACUGAUUUCACAGUCCUUCAAGGAAGGUGACCACACACCUAUUGGACGAGGAAAAUAAUUCUUUCAUCUAAAUUUCUCCUGUUCUUUAACUAGCUUCCUCUGCCUGGGAUCUGAGGGGCAUCUAGGAAAACAAUAUCCGAAUUAAUGGUCCUAAAAUCUACAACUCUAUUCUGAAUGAAUGAUAGCAAGAGCUGCACUCAAGACUACGUCGCAGGUUGGGGUGAACUUCAAACGGUUUAGUCUGGAGUUGGGCCGGGAGUUGCUCCUGCAGUCUAGGCUGGGAAACCUGCACAUACCGGCGAUGUGAGUCGCGGGGGGCGGCGYGGCGAUCAGGCCGGCCUUACGCACGACGCGGCCAGCGCCGAGGUACCAGAUUCGCGGAAGCCCUCCUGGCGGGACAGCAGCCCGUGCCCCGAACCCCACGCGCGCAAAUGAUGCUUGGGCCCGCCCAGGAGACAACUCCUUCCUGGGCCAGCCUCCCACAAUCACCACCACACAGCCCAGCGUACAGCGGACCCUCGUACAACUCAGUCCCGCCUUCCAUCAGCUAUAAGGCGAGAUCACGUGAGCAGGUCCGGGCAACCAAUGGGCGGCCCUCGCCGAAUGGAAGGGAUUGUCUGACCCCCGUGACGUCACAAAGCUAGCGGGUAAUGCGCUCCUCUUCCGCCCCCGCCCUCAAGGCUACUGCCCGCUCUCCGCCUCCCCGCYCACUCUCCACUGCGCAGCCAAUAGGGAGGCGGGAUGCGCUCSGGCCGGAACGUGAGGGCGGGGCAGGGUGGUGGCCCGGCGGGGCAGGGGCGCGGAGUGGGCCGGCCGGGGGCGAGGUGCCGCGCUCCAGGGAGCUGAGCGGGUUGCGUGAGAGAGCACCUAGUGGUGCCUUCGCCGCCUCCUCGCAGGGGAAAAACUGCUAGUCUUCUGCUGUGCCCGGUUCGUAUUCUUUGCUCCCCGCCCCGACCGGAAUCCUCCUCCACGGUCCAAAGUUGUGAGGGGGGCGUCGGGGUUGGGGUGCGCRGCGCUCGUGUGGAGUGACGGCCGCGGGCGUGCGGAGGGCGGGCCGGUGGCGGCCGGGGCGGGGGCGGACGGAGCCCCAGAGCGCCAGGUGCACGCGGGUGCGUUGGGGCUGCAGGUCAGGCGUGGCGGUGCGGUUAGCUGCUGCGGGCGCUAGCCGGCCGCACUGGCCUCUAGUCCUCAGGGUUUCACGCACCGGCUGUCAGCACGAGGGYGCGGUGGGAACCCAGGAGAGAGUGAGCUCUGGAGAGGCUGUGGCGGGCKGGGCGUUCUUUGCCUAAGGGUCUCCCCUGACACACCCCGUGGGCCUCGUUGGCUCCGCAGGCAGCCGUCUCAGGGUGGCCCCUGGUAGUCUCUGCUAAAACAGGCGCCGCGUGGGCCGGGCGGGACAGGCAGCUGGAGGAUGCCGCGCGCUGGUGGGCUCCGCGCCGGAACUGCAUGGAGGGACCCAGGCGAGCCUCAGCUCGCGCCUGGGCCCCCACCGCCUUGGGCUGUGACUCUGCCUCUUUGGCAGGGAGAAUGUGUGUGUGUCCCGGGCCCAGACGAAUUGGAAUCCCAGUCAGAAGUUCCAGCCUGCCGCUGUUCUCUGAUGCCAUGCCAGCACCAACUCAACUGUUUUUUCCUCUCAUCCGUAAUUGUGAGCUGAGCAGAAUCUAUGGCACUGCAUGUUACUGCCAUCACAAACAUCUCUGCUGUUCAUCACCCUACAUUUCUCAGAGUCGCUUGAGAUACACACCCCAUCCAGCAUAUGCUACCUUUUGUAGGCCCAAGGAGAACUGGUGGCAGUAUACCCAAGGAAGGAGAUAUGCUUCCACACCACAGAAAUUUUACCUUACACCUCCACAAGUCAACAGCAUCCUUAAGGCCAAUGAGUACAGUUUCAAAGUGCCAGAAUUUGAUGGCAAAAAUGUCAGUUCCAUCCUUGGAUUUGACAGCAAUCAACUACCUGCAAAUGCACCCAUUGAGGACCGGAGAAGUGCAGCAACCUGCUUGCAAACCAGAGGGAUGCUUUUGGGGGUUUUCGACGGCCAUGCAGGUUGUGCUUGUUCACAGGCAGUCAGUGAAAGACUCUUUUAUUAUAUUGCUGUCUCCUUAUUACCCCAUGAGACUUUGCUAGAGAUUGAAAAUGCAGUAGAGAGUGGUCGGGCACUGCUACCCAUCCUCCAGUGGCACAAGCAUCCCAAUGAUUACUUCAGUAAGGAGGCAUCCAAAUUGUACUUCAACAGCUUGAGGACUUACUGGCAAGAGCUUAUAGACCUCAACACUGGCGAGUCAACUGAUAUUGAUGUUAAGGAGGCUUUAAUUAAUGCUUUCAAGAGACUCGAUAAUGACAUCUCUUUGGAGGCUCAAGUUGGUGAUCCUAAUUCUUUCCUCAAUUACUUGGUGCUUCGGGUGGCAUUUUCUGGGGCCACUGCUUGUGUGGCCCAUGUGGAUGGUGUUGACCUUCACGUGGCCAAUACCGGGGAUAGCAGAGCRAUGCUGGGUGUGCAGGAAGAGGAUGGCUCAUGGUCAGCAGUCACACUUUCUAAUGAUCACAAUGCUCAGAAUGAAAGAGAACUUGAGCGGCUGAAAUUAGAACACCCAAAGAAUGAGGCCAAGAGUGUGGUGAAACAAGAUCGGCUGCUUGGCUUGCUGAUGCCUUUUAGGGCUUUUGGAGAUGUAAAGUUCAAAUGGAGCAUUGACCUUCAAAAGAGAGUGAUAGAAUCUGGCCCAGACCAGUUGAAUGACAAUGAAUAUACCAAAUUUAUCCCUCCUAAUUAUCACACACCUCCCUAUCUCACUGCUGAGCCAGAGGUAACUUAUCACCGAUUAAGGCCACAGGAUAAAUUUCUGGUGUUGGCUACUGAUGGGUUAUGGGAGACUAUGCAUAGGCAGGAUGUGGUUAGGAUUGUGGGUGAGUACUUAACUGGUAUGCAUCACCAACAGCCAAUAGCUGUUGGUGGCUACAAGGUGACUCUGGGACAGAUGCAUGGCCUUUUAACUGAAAGGAGAGCCAAGAUGUCCUCUGUGUUUGAGGAUCAGAAUGCAGCAACCCAUCUCAUUCGCCAUGCUGUGGGCAACAAUGAGUUUGGGACUGUUGAUCAUGAGCGCCUCUCCAAAAUGCUUAGUCUUCCAGAAGAGCUUGCACGGAUGUACAGAGAUGACAUUACAAUCAUUGUAGUUCAGUUUAAUUCUCAUGUUGUAGGGGCAUAUCAAAAUCAGGAAUAGUCAGUGGAUCUGGCAAUUCUGAAAUAAAUAUAAAGGGCAGAUAGAUUUUUUUUUUUUUAAAAAAAAAGACAUACUUACAUAAUGAACAUUUCCAAUGGGUCAUUCUAAGCAUUUACCCAUUCGACAGUCUAGGUAGUCACGUGUUCCAAAUUGACUUUGCAGCAGGGUGACAGGAUCAUGAGCAUCUGGUUUGCCUAGCUCAGACCUCAUAGCACCUGUGCUCGAGGCCAGUCAGUUUUUUAAAGUAGGUGUCUUGAGAUAUUGACUUCUUUUACCAAUCUGAGAAAACUGGGAUCAUAUGACAAAUAUGAUCUUGCAUAGACCCAAAGCAAGGAUCUUGGGUGUAUUCUCUUGGUAAAAGGGAAGAAAUGUUACUGUUCAUACCUGUAGAUCCCUUUCUUCACUAAGAUUCUAAUGUACAUGAGAACAUUUAUUUAUUGCAUGAUUUUCUAGGUAUAUAAUCUAUGCAUUAUUCACAUAAAUUUAUUUUAGCCUGAAGUAGUUUUCAGAUCCAGUACUCUAAGCCAUAAAUGACCAUGAACCAAGCAAUCUGAAUUUAUAAAUUUUUGUGAUUAUUAUGACAGGAGUGCUUGUUAACGUGUAAAACUAUACUCCCUUCCCUACCCCUGAUUUCCUUAAUGUAAUUGAAAUAUUUUCUGUUUUGCCACACACUGGAAGAUGAUAAAGGUUUUCGGGUUUACAUACUCUUGCAUUGAUUAAAAGUUUUUUAGUUUGUAUUAAUGAAAAGUUGUAUUUAGUUUGAAAUAAAGAUAUCUAGAAUAAAGAGAAGAGACUGAUAUGUUCAAUUAUUAUCAUCUGCAGCCACCAGCACGUCAUCCUUAUAUAAUCCCCAAAGGUUUGGCAUGCUUUAAUGUGUGGUGGGUAGACUGCUGCCGGGAAAUCAUACUUCUUAGUAGCAAUAAAUAAUUUUGGAAUUUUAGGGAUGACAUAUAUAAAAUAAGUUUAAUUACCUAUUUGGGUAGUAAUGUUUAGUAUAACCAUCCGGUAUUGAGAUGGGAGAAAAUUUUUGGUUUUCCCUACUUAGACAUAGGUCAAUUAAAAUAUUUGGUUUAAAAUUGCUAAAGGCUUUAAACAUACUGUAGCUUAAGAUAGUGUUAAGAUAUAUAAAUGAGAAAUUUUUAAAAGGUAACUAUCAUGCAUGCCUGAUGUCAUAGAACACUUAGUAGCAUUGAGUGUUGUUUGCAGCAGUCUCCAUGAUUAUAYGCAGUCCCUUCUAAUACUGUAUCAAAGUGAAUUAAAAUAAAUAUAUUCAAAUUGGCUUUUUGGGAGCUUAUUUUAUAUGCAUCAAAUGACAUUUUGUUCCUGUGUUUAAUGGUGAUCUGUGUACAGCUGUGCAUAUAUUUCCAUCAC